Messenger RNA from Stylonychia lemnae, 2505 nucleotides. The record is from the annotation of a GenBank genome assembly. NCBI's taxonomy places the organism in Eukaryota, Ciliophora, Spirotrichea, Sporadotrichida, Oxytrichidae.
AUGAAUACUUCACCUAGUCAAAACUAACAAUAAUAAGCAAAAAUAUCGUCUAGUAUCUAAGGAUUUAAGAAUCUAUCUAAGAACCAAGUGUAAAUUGAACUUAGAUAAGAAUACUUACCCACAAGCUAAAAGGGAAAGCUAGAGAUAGACGAAUAUAUUUUAAAUCAUAAGCAUUCAAAUUCUGAAGGCCUUCCAGAUAUCGAUCGAGACAACAGUAAUCAAUUGGUAAAUCUGAGCAAUAAAGAGAAGGAGCACUACACCUUUCUUAAUAACCUUAAAACUAAAUUCAAUGUUGAUUAGAGUAAAUUAAUCAAUUUAGAGUGUCGCCUAUCAGGUCAUGAAAAAGAAACCAUCAGCCAGCAUUUGGCUCUCAGUAGCAAUUUAAAAAAUAGCAGUUCGCGCGGUAAUCUUAAUGAUUGCAUUAAUGAUGAAUCUUAUUCGAGAUUAUCAAUAAAUUCCAACUCAUAAAAUCUUAAUCAAACUACCACAUCAUUUAAAUCCAAAAGAAAAUCUACCUAACCAUAGAAGCACAACUCAAAAAUCGUUCACGCAAUGGAAAUUUAAAAUUCUUCUCCGAAGUUACAACCUAAAAAGCCGACAUCUCCAGUUGACAUUACUCCCUUUGAGCCUUAAAUACAAAAAAGAGUAAAAUCUACACACUCAAAUCUACAUCAAAGUGAUAGUCAAUAGUAACUCAUUACAACAUUUAUUCAUGAUGAGAACAAUCAAAAUCAGAGUAAUAUGAUGUAAAGGCCUAGAGUAGAAUAAUAUUAAUAGGAAAAAGAUAAGGCAAUAAAUAAUUCACAAAAUAUAGAUUAAACUUCUAAAAUGAUCCAACAAAUUAAGGACGAAAAUGAUUAGCUUAAGAGAAAUUUGGAUAAUUAAAUGAAACUUUUCAGACAAAAGGAAGAAGAGCACAGUAAAAGCAACCAACUACUGAACACUUUCAACUAACAGAUUAAAGAGAUUACCAGUUUAUAUGAAUAACAAGAAGCAUAGAAGAAACUAUAUAUUGAAUCUCUAGUAAAAACUUUGACUUCUCUCGAAGAUAAACUUAGAAAAGAAAAAAGAAUUUGGUUGAAUGAAUAAGCAAUAAGACUUGGAAGGCUAACUACCUAGAGAUAAAGUACGAAAUUUAUUGAGGUAUGGGAAGAAGGAGAAGCAUUUAAAAAACUCCACAUAAAACUAAGAGAAAUCUAGCGUGAAAAGGAGGAAAUAGAGAAACUUAAAAAGAAUAGAAAUAAGGUCAAGAGUGUUAAAAAAUCUGCUUCAGUUUUACCUUCAGUUCCAACUGAUGGAUUUUCAAAUAUUUCUGGCUCAUCUAUGCAAAGAAAUAUGAGUAAUAAUGGACUUAAUAGUAUUGCAUCCCUCAAUGAGAACAGUGAAUUUGAUCUAGAGGAGUCUGAGUUUAACAAUAUUGAUAAGAAUGAACAAAAGGAGAUUUAUUAAUUCAAGUAAAGAUUACUAGAAAAUGAAGAGAAAAGAGUCCGAGAUGAACUCUAGAUACUUGAUAAGGAGAAGUGUCUUUACCUCAAUGAAUUCAAGAGAAUGAGAGAUGAGGAGUUCUCAAAGUACUGUGGCAUCAAUUCAAAAAGAAAAUUUGAAGUGCUUCAAAAGAAAUACUUGAUUCUCAGCUUACUAGGCAAGGGUGGUUAUUCAGAAGUAUAUAAAGCAUAUGACCUUGAAUAAUGCAGGGAAGUUGCCUGCAAGAUACAUCAAUUUGAUGAUUCAUGGAAUGAAACAAUAAAGGAUAGUUACAUUAAGCAUGCUUUAAGAGAAAACGAAAUUCAUAAAGACCUAAAUAACAGAAGAGUUGUUAAACAAUUUGACACAGUAGAGAUUGAUCAUAAUAGUUUUUGUACUGUUCUUGAGCAGUGCACAGGUCCUGAUCUCUAUUUCUACCUUAAAUAAUAAAGAUAAAUUCCAGAAAAAGAAGCCAAACUAAUCAUCUCCUAGAUAUUAAGUGGUCUUAAGUAUCUCAACGACUAGAAGCAAAAGAUUAUUCACUAUGAUCUAAAACCUUAGAAUAUUCUAUUCCACAAUGGAGAAGUUAAGAUAACUGACUUUGGUCUAUGCAAAAUUAUGGAGGAAAAUUCUGAUAGAAUUGAAUUGACUUCCUAAGGAGUUGGUACUUAUUGGUAUUAAGCUCCUGAAUGCUUUGAAGUUUCUAACACACCUAUGAUCACAUCUAAAGUAGAUAUUUGGAGCGUUGGUGUUAUAUUCUUUGAACUUCUUUACGGAUAAAAGCCUUUUGGUCAUGAUAAAUCAUAAUAAGCCAUCCUAUAGGAUUAGACAAUUCUUAAAGCUAAAGAAGUCAUAUUCCCUUCUAAGCCUUAAGUAUCUGAUGCAUGCAAGGAUUUCUUACGUAAAUGUCUGAGUUAUUACUAAUAUGAUAGAUAUGAUGUCUAUGAGGCAUACUAUAGCCCCUAUCUCAGAGGCAGCAACUAAUAAAUUCCUUCUUAAUAAUAGCCUGCUAACAAUAUGAUUAAGCAAUAUUAAAAAUGA